AUGUUAGGCAAAAUCGUUGCUGUGCUUUCCUUUGUGUCAAUGGUUUCGGCUCAAAUCGAGUGCUAUGAUUACACGUUGAUCGGUGGUUAUAAUUUGGGAUCCGAGAAAAUCGUGUGCAAAGAAGGUCAAUCCUGUUACAACAUGAUGGCCAUGCACGAGAACACGAGUAUCAUUCGAUCGGGUGGAUGUGUGCACAACACACUGUGCUCGAUUACGUUCUCCGAAGGGAGUUGUCAAGAGGCGAACAUUGGCGGGUUGAAGGUGCAUUUCUGUUGCUGUGAAGACGCAGAGAAAUGCAAAUGGGACUCAAAGAUGAAAGGCUUCUUGCAUCGGAGUCUCGAUUGGGUGAAGACGAAACUCGGUUUGCAUUCGCAUGAAAACGAGCAAGAAAUGGAAACGGAAAGCCCAAGAGCUGAGAGUCAAACGAGAGAUGAGCGAUUGGUAAAAGCGCUUCCAAGUGACGCCACGGAAAUCGAUGUGGAUCUCGUUCCGACGAGGGCUGUCGUGGAAAAAGUUGAAGUUUCUCGCGAUGUUAAGAAGCGACGUUAUAAAGGAGUCGAUUUCGAU
Molecule: messenger RNA, 567 nt
Organism: Mesorhabditis belari
Lineage: Eukaryota; Metazoa; Nematoda; Chromadorea; Rhabditida; Rhabditidae
Source: the annotation of a GenBank genome assembly